AAUGAUCUUGGCCAGGCGAUCGGUUUAGUGCGCGCCCGCAGGCCAACGCAGUUGGAACGCAUUGGAGAUACUCGUACUCGGACUUGGACUCGGACUCGACGCGGUUCUUUGCUCGCAAUUAUUGUCGCACACAGAUACUACACACUGACUGACACUCGCGCACAAAAUGGAGGACGACGAGAAGAUGGACAUCAUGCGCAAGGCAUUCCAAAUGUUCGACACACAAAAGACGGGCUUCAUUGAGACCCUGCGGCUGAAGACCAUCCUGAACAGCAUGGGUCAGAUGUUCGAGGAGAGCGAACUGCAGGAUCUGAUCGACGAGAACGAUCCGGAGGAUACCGGUAAGGUGAACUUCGAUGGCUUCUGCAACAUCGCCGCCCAUUUCCUGGAGGAGGAGGACGCCGAGGCCAUUCAGAAGGAGCUGAAGGAGGCCUUCCGUCUGUACGAUCGCGAGGGCAAUGGUUACAUCACCACCUCAACGCUCAAGGAAAUCCUCGCCGCCCUCGAUGACAAGCUGUCCUCCAGCGAUCUGGAUGGCAUCAUUGCUGAGAUCGAUACUGAUGGCUCCGGUACCGUGGACUUUGACGAAUUCAUGGAGAUGAUGACAGGCGACUAGAGGAAUCGCGCUUGCUGACCAAAGAAUAUUAACAAACAUUAUAGAAUGAAGCUUUUGGGU
Messenger RNA from Drosophila serrata, 676 nucleotides. RefSeq names its product Troponin C at 25D (gene TpnC25D). Gene Ontology annotation, molecular function: calcium ion binding. Gene Ontology annotation, cellular component: myosin II complex. NCBI's taxonomy places the organism in Eukaryota, Metazoa, Arthropoda, Insecta, Diptera, Drosophilidae. The record is from RefSeq and is a predicted model, not a curated record.